AUGUACACGGCUCAAGAAGGAGUGGCUAUUGGUGGUGACGCUUUGGAGACUCAAUGGCUUCCACAACACACGGGAACUUAUCGCUACCAUCAGCCAUUGGCCACUUCACUCACGCAAAACCCUGUUGCGAACAGCGCUCUCCGUUUCGAUCCAUAUGAAGAGCUGCUUUGGGCUGGCACUACUGCUGGUCGAGUUUACUCUUAUGGAGACGAUUUCGCGCGAUACACGGCUUUUGGAGUUACGACACACUUUAGCGAUAAAUCUCCAACGGUUCAAUCGAUCGAGUUCACCGAGGAUUACAUAUUGUCGUUAACAAAUGCGACUUUGAAAGCGAACACACGACAAGGGUUAUCUGUAUUCAACCAUGAAUCUCCGCAUAUGCAUCAUUUAUCGGCAAUGCUUCGUCUACCCGAUGCCCCAAACUCGUUGCUUAUGGGCGGGAAUCAGGAUCGCUUGUUGCAAUUUGAUUUGGUCACACUCAAAGAUCAACGCGUGCACAUUUUACGAAACGAGAAAAGUGCGAUGAUUAUUCGCGCCAAUGACAAGAACAUAUUUUUGGGGACAAGAGAUGGACGGGUUGCUGUGUUGAAUCCGAAAACUUUUGAGACCGUGAAAGUGAUCGAAGCGCACGCGAAUCUCACCGAUUUCGACGUGAGCGGGAAUCGUUUGAUCACUUGCGGGCAAAGCGUUCGAGGAGGUACACUACAUGGUGAUCCGUAUGUGAAAGUUUAUGAUCUUCGGACUCAUCAGGCAAUGCAACCGAUUCCUUGGGGGCACACGCCAAGAUUUUGUCGCUUUUUCCUUUCCUAUUGUGAUACGCGAGUGAUUCUCGUUGGAAGAGAUGGACCUAGUCAAAUUGUGGAUUUAAAUUCAACGGUCAAGGAGCCACUGUUUCAGGCGACAAGCAGUACACUCGAAAGCUUUGACUACAGUCCAUCACGACAAGCUAUUGCUUUUGGAACAAUGUUUGGUGAAGUGAAUGUUUGGUUUGAUCGCGAGGAGCCAGUAUUCAAUGAAAACGCUUUCGAAACGGUUUUUGCCGAUCCACCGUGUGGACCGCCUCAAUCAUUUCUUUACGACGAUACAACAACUCCACUAGCCGCUGUUCCAUUGCCAUUCUCGCCGGAUGAUUGGCUCCUUUCCGAUUGGCCUGAAGAACUUUGUAGACCAAAUUACAAAGUGCCGAGAAUGCCAUUCCGAGUCAGCAAUAUAACCACACGGCAAUUCGUUGGAUAUGCCAAAAAUCCGUUGUUACAUCUAAAAUUGAAAAAUUUCAACCUCGUCCCUUAUGUUGUCGAUGGAACAGAAGAAACAAUAGAGCAAGUGUUAGCGCCACCAACAGUGCCAACUUUUUACCAAAAAAAGAUGAACACUUCACUUACCGCAAAACGUUUGACACGAGAAUUUGACGAAAGGAUAUUGAAAGGAAUGAACAGCACGGACAUUCCCUCAGUCGAGCCAAACUCUGGAUCCGGUUUUGCAAAUCCGUUGACUCUUCUGUUGUACGCGGUGGUUCCUUUGCGCAAUCUUGCUCUCAAUCAUUUAUGUCAAGAGGAGUUGUGUCUCUGUUGUGAAUUAGGAUUUCUCUUCAGAAUUUAUUCCGAUCAAAAAGAGGCCACUCCCGUUUCGACAAACAAUUUGAUGAGAGCCUUGCGAGGACUUGAGUUUAAAAACGAAUCCACCAACAUUCCGACUCUAAUUCAUCAAUUUUUUUGCUUCAUACUCUCAAAUCUUCAUGAGAACCUUUUGGAAACAGAGCAUCAACUACUGGAAACUCUGCUUCGAACGCAAAUCAAUAUAAAUGCGAAAUGUGUUCGAUGCACAGAAAUUCAAACAUUCGAGGAAGAAUUGAUCGGACUUUCACUUGAAUAUCCAGAAGGUUGCUCUCGAUUUGGUCUCACAACUUUAUAUGAGAAAGCAUUGAUCAAGAGACGCCCCACCGACUCAUAUUGUGCUAAAUGCGAUAAAGAUACGAUACACGAGAGAACCGCGAAAGUAAAAAGCUUGCCACCAAUUCUUUUGAUCGAAACGAAUCCGGCGACUCCAGGCUUUGAGAGCUUUUGGCUAACAAAGAUUCAUGAAAUGGAGAAGAGAAUCCCCUACGUGAAUCCCUUGCGCUUAUUUUCGUUGGAUGGAAAAGGAAGCGAUGCAACGCCUUGUCGAUACGGGGGACAAUGUCGCCAUCAAGAUACCUGCAAAUUCAGACAUCCGCCAAAUGCGAGCGAUUGGAGUAAAGAAGUGGAUGCUUGGAUUGAAGUGGCGAUGAUGCCUCCAAUUGGGGAAAAUGAAUGGGUGCAUAUUAUUCCUGAAGAAAUCAACAUUCGUCUGUCACAAGGGAUUCCGAUUAUCAAUGAUCAGCCAACCAAUCAAGAAACUGAUGUUUAUAAAUUGUGCGCAAUGGUGUCAAUGAUUGGAAAUGGUGAAGAAGACUGGCCGCACGCUGUGGCACAGAUUCGCGAGGGAUCAAGUGAUGAAUGGCUUGUCUCAAACGAGCUAUUGGUGACAAGAGUGCCUUCAAAAGAAGCUCUUCAUGUCGAUUAUCGAUGGAAACUGCCAUCAGUGCUCGCCUAUGUGCGCACUGAUUACAUGGACACAAAAGAAGGCGCGCGUGCUCUUGUUCCAGAUACAAUCUUCUCUGUUGAUACGAAUCUCACAGGAAAUCAUGAGAUUGCGCGUGAUCGACGCGCUCGUUUAGCACCAAAUUUCGAUGAUAUCGUGGCUUUGGAUGCUGAGUUUAUUGAUGUGAAUGAAGAUAUUGGUCGAAAGUCGAUUGCUCGUUUGAGUUGUGUGGAUGGACGUGAUGGACAGGUGAUUAUGGAUGACCAUGUGGCGACUUGUCCUGGCGAUAAUGUCGGAAAUUAUUUGACGCAUGUUAGCGGAAUCAUCAGGGAUGAUUUGGACCCGAUCACAUCGACAAAACACUUGACAACGCUGAAAACGGUUUAUCUGAAAAUCCUGAACCUUGUGCAGAAAGACGUGAAAUUUGUCGGACAUGCCUUAUCGAAUGAUUUUUCGGCUCUCAACUUAUACGUACCACCGAAUCAAAUCUUGGAUACAGUGCACCUCUUCCGUGAUCGAGCUCCUCAAUGCCGAAUGCUUUCACUCCAAUUUCUUGCUUAUCAUUUAUUGAAUGAAAAGAUCCAGCAAAACAUACAUGACUCGGUCGAAGAUGCACGUAUCGCUCUCCAACUCUAUCGAAAAUGGGAAGAGUUGAAUGCAAGCGGGGAUUUGGAGAAGGCAAUUCAACAACUCUAUGAGACGGGCAAACAAUGCAAUUGGAGAGCCGGAGGAAGCAAUCGAGGAAGACAAAGCAGCAGUCCCGAACAAUCAACCCUAUCAAAUGCAUCGAAA
Mesorhabditis belari is the source of this 3351-nucleotide messenger RNA. The record is from the annotation of a GenBank genome assembly. Lineage: Eukaryota; Metazoa; Nematoda; Chromadorea; Rhabditida; Rhabditidae.